Molecule: messenger RNA, 2265 nt
Organism: Oldenlandia corymbosa var. corymbosa
Lineage: Eukaryota; Viridiplantae; Streptophyta; Magnoliopsida; Gentianales; Rubiaceae
Source: the annotation of a GenBank genome assembly
CGACUGCUUUCUAGCUAGGUUAUGGGAAAGAAAAGUCGACAUCUUCUAGAAAAAUUAGUUUGUCACUACACACAAAGUGGCAGUAUGCCGUAUUCAUUGACCUCAGCAAAACUUGAACUGGAGCAAUCGUGGUAUUUUUUAUUUUUUUUUAAAUUCAAAUCAUGUUACUUUUCUGAUUGCUCAUGAGAUUCCUCCAUAUAAGGAGAUUACCAGACUGAAAGGGAAACCCAUUUAGGAUUAUUAUCAUUCUCAUGGAGCAGAACAAGAAACUUCUGAGGGUGCUAAUGUUGCCAUGGUUAGCUCAUGGCCACAUUUCUCCAUUCUUAGAGCUUGCCAAAACACUAACCACCCGAAACUUCCACAUUUACAUAUGUUCCACCCCUGUAACACUCGCUUCCAUCAAGAAAAAAGUCGAUAAGAAUUACUCCGGUUCCAUUGAUUUGGUUGAUCUCCAUCUUCCAUCUUCGCCGGAGCUUCCACCUCACUUCCACACCACAAAUGGGUUGCCUCCUAAACUCAUGCCGGCCCUCAAAGAAGCAUACGAAAAGUCCGCCCCUGAAUUCUCAAAAAUCGUUUCCGAUCUCCGUCCUGAUUUGGUGAUUUAUGAUUACAAUCAGCCUUGGGCGGCGGAGAUUGCGUCGUCCCUGAAUAUCCCUGCUGUUCAGUUCCUUACAGCAAGCCUUGUUUUUGUGUGUUAUGCCUUACACAUGGUUAAUAAUCCUGGAGAAAAGUUCCCUUAUCCUGAAAUUUAUCUCAGGGAUUAUGAGAUGAAGAAGCAGGAUGAAGCUAAGCUUCAACUCACGGAUGAGGACCUCAAGGACAGAGAUGCGGCGAUUCAAGCUAUGUUUCGAUCCUACAAGAUUGUGCUGAGUAAAUCUUUUAAAGAGAUUGAAGGGAAGUUCAUAGAUAUGUUCUCUGCUUUCUCCAAUAAGAAAGUUGUCUCAGUUGGGCCUCUUGUCCAAGAUGUUACAACAACUGAUAUUGAUAAUGAUGAGGAUGAAGAAAUCAGGGAAUGGCUUGACCAAAAGGAAAAGGGUUCUGUUGUUUAUGCUUCUUUUGGCAGUGAAUACUUCUUGACCAAGGAGGAAAGGCAUGCAAUUUCAUUAGGCCUGGAGCUCAGCAACGUCAAUUUCAUCUGGGUUAUCAGAUUUCCGGUGGGCGAGAACAAAAUCACCAUUGAAGAAUCCUUGCCUGAAGGUUUCCUGAACAGGGUCGGAAACAGGGGAAAAAUUUUGCAAGGAUGGGCUCCUCAGGGGAAGAUUCUGAAGCAUCCCAGUACGGGUGCUUUUUUGAGUCAUUGUGGGUGGGGCUCUGUUAUGGAAAGCAUGAGUUGUGGCGUUCCGGUGGUGGCUCUGCCGAUGCAUAUUGAUCAGCCGCUGAAUGCUAGGUUGUUGACGGCGGUCGGAGUUGGGGUGGAAGCCGUCAGAGAUGACGGAGGGAAUCUGCGGAGUGAAGAGAUUGCGAGAGUGAUAAGGCAGGUUUUGGUGGAUGAAAAUGGUGAAGAUGUGAGGAGGAAAGCUAAAGAGAUGAGUGAAAUAAUGGAGAAGAAAGGAGAUGAAGAGAUUGAUAACGUUGCAGAGGAAUUACAAGGACUUUGCGAGAAUAAACAAUGAAGCAAUUAUUGUCAGUCUUUUUUUUUUCAUCAAUUUCUUUCCAAAAUUGAAAAUUAUGCUGAAAUUUCCACUGAUUUACAUUUACAUGUAACUUUUUCGAAUAUCCCUUUCUUUUCUGUUAAAGAAUGAUUGGUCCAAAAUUGGUGAUGUCGCAUCACAAGAUUCACAAACUUGAUCCUGGUCGGAGAGGAACCAAUUUGACUACGACUCUACACUACACAGUGAGGAAAAAGCUCCUUUGACUUGUCUGAAUAAGGAGUUUUGGCUCUAGGAGUCUAGUGUACACGUACUUUUUUUUGGGGGGCGUUACUAGGAAGGACCGAAGGAGAUGCCAUUGUAACCUUGUGAGUUGGUAAUGUUCUUGAAACCUCAAGACUCUAGUUACAUCAUGAGCUCCAUUAUGCAGUGGCGGAAUCACUCCAUUUGUUUUUAUUGAUGUAAAAAAGGGUAAAUAAAUCCAAUUUUGACGAAUCCUGGUUACUUAAGUUUAUAGGAACCACUAAGCAAAUACUAGUACACGAAUAAUUAUACUAAGGAAUCAAAUAUAACCCACUUAGUUUGGUGGUGUAUCUCUCGGAGGUUCUGGAUUCGAUUAUCUUUGGAUGUAUAAAUAUAUAUUUUUCGGUACAGGAAUAGAGGUAACAAUCUAAAG